GCAGACAGCACCACCACAAACCCAAAUAAACAUGCAGACAGAGGGUGGUGCAUUCGAAACUCCUCCAAUCAGAAAAAAAACUAUUUUGCAUAUUCGGGGUGGCAGGAGCAACCUCUCCGCUGCGUUCUGGCCCGGUUCUGGUUGUGGUUCUGGUUCUGCGCUGACACGUGGAGAUCCAGAUACAUCGAGCUGAAGAAAGAAACACAUUUUAAAACCAAGUCAUGUGAUUAGUGCACGUCUGCGAGCCGUGCGGUCUAAUCCCAUUUCCUUAUCCGGGGCUCGCUUGAGGAGGCACGCCAUUGGUCGGCUUGCGGUCACGUGGAGCCUUAACUUUGUUCACUUGACAGAAAAGUAGGAGGGUUCAGCGAACAGAAAUAAUCCAAGAGUAAAGGGAUGGGAUAUAAAUUGUAGUUUUAUGUUUUCCACACAAAAGCCUCAGACUGAUGGUCAUGAGCUCCUAUUUGAUCAACUCCAGCUAUGUGGACCCCAAGUUCCCCCCCUGCGAAGAGUAUUAUCAGAGCAGCUAUGUGCCCAGUCACUCUCCGGACUAUCGCUCUCACAGGCAGGAGCCGAACGCCUUCCAGCCGGACUCUCUAUACCAGCACCACCCGAACACCCGGCUCAACAGCAGCAAGCAGCACCGAGCCGAACCGCCCUACUCUCCGUGCCAGCGCGCAGCUCAGCCCGCCCUCGGUGGUUAUGUCUCCCCGGGGUCAGGUCGUCCUCCGACCGGGCUGCCGACCACCCCCGUCUCAGAUCCUAGCCACCGCCACGACUCGGUGACACCAAGCCCGCCUCCGCCUCUAUCUUGCGGCCAGACGCCACGUCAAAGCGCUUCUUCUCCGGCGGGCACGCGCAAGGACCCAGUAGUGUACCCGUGGAUGAAGAAAGUGCACGUAAACAUCGUCAGUUCCAGUUACUCAGGCGGAGAGCCGAAGCGUUCGCGGACGGCCUACACGCGCCAGCAGGUCCUGGAGCUGGAGAAGGAGUUCCAUUACAGCCGAUACCUGACGCGCAGGCGCAGGGUGGAGAUAGCGCACAUUCUCUGCCUGUCAGAGCGGCAGAUCAAGAUCUGGUUCCAGAACCGGAGGAUGAAGUGGAAGAAAGACCACAAGCUACCCAACACCAAGAUCCGCUCUGGUACCCCGGGCUCCCAGAGGGGGUCUGGCUCCUAGAGCCGCUCAUCAUGACCCUCGUGACGGAUCUCUGGCCCGCUCUGGCCCCCGACCCCCAACUCGAACGCAGAAGGCGAACCCGAGUAGAACCACGGGAACUGCACUAUGAACUGGAUUGAUGCCCUUUGCUGUGAAGCGGAUAACAUUUGCGAUGAACCGAAGGAGCUAGUCUCCUCCUCUUCCUCCGCUUCCUUUACUUUUUUAUGUCAGCGCGCUGCUGCCUCCUUUCAACUUAAUCCGGUUAUUUUCGUUCGUUCUGUCUUUAGAAGAUAGAUUCACGUUUUCAUGUUUGAUAACGCAUGCGCGCAGGCCCAGUAUUCAUGUUUACUGUGCGGGACACAAAGCCCAUUACCCAAAACCAAAUGGAGCUCUGCUUUCGUACUUUUACACACACACACACGCGCACACACACACACGUGCGCGCGCACACGCACAUACACACACACAAGCGCGUGUGUGUUGUGCGUGCGUGCGUGUGCGUGUAAUGUUUCUCCUGCUGUGGACCAUUUUACUCAAAAUAAAUAUGAACGUUUUAAUUCUUUCCAUCGAUGCCAAAUGCUUUUCUUGUAACAAAAAAAGUUAUCGAACUUGUUUUUUUCCCACAUUCUUGGUGCUAGAAAAAUUAUAUAUAUAUAUA
Nothobranchius furzeri (turquoise killifish) is the source of this 1812-nucleotide messenger RNA. It is a transcript of the gene hoxb4a, whose product is annotated as homeobox B4a. Gene Ontology annotation, cellular component: nucleoplasm; nucleus. Gene Ontology annotation, biological process: positive regulation of transcription by RNA polymerase II; embryonic skeletal system morphogenesis; anterior/posterior pattern specification. The record is from RefSeq and is a predicted model, not a curated record. NCBI's taxonomy places the organism in Eukaryota, Metazoa, Chordata, Actinopteri, Cyprinodontiformes, Nothobranchiidae. Gene Ontology annotation, molecular function: RNA polymerase II cis-regulatory region sequence-specific DNA binding; DNA-binding transcription factor activity, RNA polymerase II-specific.